AUAUGAAUGAUGAUGAAUAGUGUAAUUAAAAAACUAAACAUCUUUCUAUUUCUAUCUAGUGCUGCUCUUCACAUUGCUCUCCGUAUUUCGUUGACGGUUAACGCCUCAUUCAAUGCACACUGUUACAUUUGAAUAAUCAACCUUCACUUUCCCAUACCAAUUCCAAGUAUUCAGGUGGUUGCACGAAAUGGCUAAAAUCCGCAUCGCCAUCAUCUUAUUGGGGCUCUGCCUAGUAUGCAAUUUGGCAGGUUUGGCAGAGGCAGAGUACAUGAAGUACAAGGACCCCAAACUGUCAAUCGAUGCAAGGGUUGAGGAUCUUAUUAGCCGGAUGACUCUUGAGGAGAAAAUUGGCCAGAUGUUGCAAGUCGAACGCAAGUAUGUGUCUGCUGAUGACAUCAAGAAGUAUUCUAUUGGGAGUGUCAUGAGCGAGGCAGGGAGUAUUCCAGGUCCAUCUCGAUUGGCUUCUGCGCAAACCUGGAUUGACAUGGUGAAUGAAUUUCAGAAGGGUGCUGUAUCAAGCCGGCUUGGAAUUCCAAUGUUUUAUGGCAUUGAUGCCGUUCAUGGCCACAGCACUGUUUAUAAAGCAACUGUUUUCCCUCACAAUAUUGGCCUUGGAGCUACCAGAGAUCCUGAACUUAUUAAGAGAAUUGGAGCUGCCACUGCCCUUGAAGUUAGAGCAACAGGUAUUCAAUAUACCUAUGCACCUUGUAUAGCAGUAUGUAGAGAUCCAAGAUGGGGUCGGUGUUACGAAAGCUACGGCGAAGAUCUUUAUGGCUGGAAAGUAAGAAUUUCAAUCACAAAAGAAUUUAUCAAUUGUCUGAAAUUCUUAUAUACUGUGUUGGACAGUGAAAAGGUCAUAGGUUCUGCUAAGCACUAUGUGGGUGAUGGUGGAACAAUCAAUGGGAUUGAUGAGUACAACACUGUCAUAGAUAGAGAGGGAUUGUUCAGAAUUCACAUGCCGGGUUAUUUUGCCGCAAUUAGCAAGGGAGUUGCAACGAUUAUGGUCUCUUACUCCAGUUGGAAUGGAGUAAAAAUGCAUGCUAAUCGUGAACUUAUUACCGGAUUCCUCAAGAAUACCCUCCAUUUCAAGGGCGUGGUUAUUUCAGAUUUUGAGGGUAUUGAUAGGAUCACCACUCCACCUCAUGCAAAUUUCACAUAUUCAGUUGAAGCUGGAGUUUCUGCUGGCAUUGACAUGUUCAUGGUUCCUCAAUUCUACAAAGAAUUCAUAGAUGAUCUAACCAAAUUGGUGACAAAGAAGUUCAUUCCUAUGAGUCGAAUCGAUGAUGCAGCAAAGAGAAUUUUGUGGGUUAAGUUCAUGAUGGGCCUAUUUGAGAACCCUUUUGCUGAUUACAGUUUGGUUAGAUAUCUGGGAAUACAGGAGCAUAGAGAAUUGGCUAGGGAAGCUGUGAGGAAAUCACUGGUCCUUCUUAAAAAUGGCGAAUCUGUUGAGAAGCCUCUAUUGCCUCUUCGUCGGAAGGCUUCGAAAAUACUUGUAGCCGGAAGCCACGCAGAUAAUCUAGGAUAUCAGUGUGGCGGCUGGACUAUUGAAUGGCAAGGAAUCAGUGGCAAUGAUAUUCUCAAAGGGACUACAAUUCUCAAUGCUAUAAGAAACACUGUUGAUCCAGAGACCAUAGUGACCUACAAGGAGAAUCCUGAUGCCGAAUAUGUCGAGUCCAAUGGAUUUUCUUAUGCCAUAGUUGUAGUAGGAGAGCAUCCCUAUGCUGAAAUGCAUGGUGAUAACAAGAACUUGACCAUCCCGGACCCUGGCCCCGAGACCAUAACAAAUGUAUGUGGAGCCAUAAAAUGCGUGGUGGUUGUUAUUUCCGGCCGCCCUGUAGUUAUUGAACCAUAUCUUCAUAUAAUAGACGCGCUUGUGGCUGCUUGGCUUCCGGGAAGUGAAGGCCAGGGUGUAGCUGAUGUCCUAUAUGGCGACUACGGUUUCACCGGAAAGCUUCCAAGGACAUGGUUCAAAACUGUUGAUCAAUUACCAAUGAAUGUUGGAGAUCCUCAUUAUGAUCCCCUUUUCCCAUUUGGGUUUGGCCUUUCUACUGAACCUAUUAAGGCCAUUUACUCAGCAUAGAAAUUUCAUUUCUCUGAGAUAACGUUAAGCAAAAGCAACUAUAGAUAGGAAGUGCAAUGCAGAGAAUCCAUUUACAUAGCAAGAGAGGUUCUUGAUCCCUUGUGAACCUUCAGAUUGUUAAAGUCGAGAAUAAAGAAAUGCUGUUUUAUUUGUAUAGCGCAGGUUAAGUCAUAUAGGUGUCGUUUGGCCUUGGAGCUUAUUUAUAUGCUCACUUAUGGUCCCCGUGUACCAAUAGCUCUUGUCUUUUUCUUCUUUCUUUCUUUCUUUCUUUCUUUCUCAUUUAUCUAUAGAUAAAGAAAUGUAUAAAUAGAUGCAGUGCAAGUAUAGAUAGUUAAUAUAAAAUGUCUGUGAAUAAAAUGUAAAUAAAAGAUUGAAGAACUGUUUGAAUUACUCUUUAA
Arachis duranensis is the source of this 2478-nucleotide messenger RNA. RefSeq lists its product as uncharacterized. Bases 188 to 2080 code for a protein of 630 amino acids. Gene Ontology annotation, biological process: glucan catabolic process. The transcript is spliced from 11 exons. Gene Ontology annotation, molecular function: beta-glucosidase activity. Lineage: Eukaryota; Viridiplantae; Streptophyta; Magnoliopsida; Fabales; Fabaceae. The record is from RefSeq and is a predicted model, not a curated record.